Molecule: messenger RNA, 7570 nt
Organism: Hippopotamus amphibius kiboko
Lineage: Eukaryota; Metazoa; Chordata; Mammalia; Artiodactyla; Hippopotamidae
Gene: FILIP1L
Product: filamin A interacting protein 1 like
Exons: 6
Coding region: 292-3843 (1183 amino acids)
Source: RefSeq, a predicted model, not a curated record
UGUCUGCAGAGUAUGAAGGACACUGCCCGGAGAGGGAGGAGGGUUAUAUUUAGUGUUUGGGCCCAGUCAGUGUUGGGCUACCCACUGUCUCUCCUCUGCGGAACUGUCAGGGGUCCCUGGUUGCAAGUUUUCCGUGGCUUUGAAGCCCACAAAACAAAAACUGAGAGAGUGUCCAAAAAGAAAAGAAGAAAACGUUGUUGGUCCCUGGAUUCCACUAUUGGAUUUUGGUGGGGAUGAGAAGAGAGGACCACCGGGUGUGAUCAAGCAAAGGCACCUGCACGCCCUUAAAGAAUGCGUUCCAGAAGCAGUAACACAGAGGGCUCAGCCGAAAAGCAAUUUCCAAGACAUAGUAAAGACCACAAUUUCCAAGAGCCUGAGGACAUGAAGCAGAGACAGCAAAACAAAGACCCCACCAGUGAGUCGGAUGCAAUCCUUCCAUAUCCUAAGUCACACAGUGGUAAUGGCCACCAAGGAGAAGACCUCUCAAGAGAUGACCUAUUAUUUCUUCUCAGCAUUCUGGAGGGAGAACUGCAGGCUCGAGAUGAAGUCAUAUGCAUUUUAAAGGCUGAAAAAAUGGACUUGGCUUUGCUGGAAGCUCAGUAUGGGUUUGUCACUCCAAAAAAGGUGCUAGAAGCUCUCCAGCGAGAUGCUUUUCAAGCAAAAUCUGCCCCUUGGCAGGAGGACAUCUAUGAGAAACCAAUGAAUGAGUUGGACAAAGUUGUGGAAAAACAUAAACAAUCUCACAGACGAAUCCUGGAACAGCUUUUAAUGGUAGAAAAAUCUCACAGGCAAACCAUAUUAGAGUUGGAGGAAGAAAAGAGAAAACAUAAAGAAUACAUGGAGAAGAGUGAUGAAUUCAUAAGCUUACUAGAACAGGAAUGUGAAAGAUUAAAAAGGUUGAUUGACCAAGAAAGUCAGUCCCAGGAGAAGAAGGAGCAAGAAAAAGAGAAGAGGGUCACUGCCUUGAAAGAGGAGCUGACCAAACUGAAGUCUUUUGCUUUGAUGGUGGUGGACGAACAACAAAGGCUGACGGCACAGCUUGCCCUUCAAAGACAGAAAAUCCAAGACCUAACCACAAGUACAAAGGAAACACAUGCUAAACUAGCCCUUGCUGAAGCCAGAGUUCAGGAAGAAGAGCAGAAGGCAACCAGACUAGAGAACGAACUGCAAACACAGACCACAAAGUUUCACCAGAACCAAGAAACAAUUAUGGCAAAGCUCACCAAUGAGGACAGCCAAAAUCGCCAGCUUCGACAAAAGCUGGCAGCACUCAGCCGGCAAAUUGAUGAGUUAGAAGAGACAAACAGGUCUUUACGAAAAGCAGAAGAGGAGCUGCAAGAUAUAAAAGAAAAGAUUAACAAAGGAGAAUAUGGAAACUCCAGUAUCAUGGCUGAGGUGGAGGAGCUCAGGAAACGUGUGCUCGAAAUGGAAGGGAAGGAUGAAGAGCUCAUAAAAAUGGAGGAGCAGUGCAGAGAUCUCAAUAAGAGGCUAGAAAAGGAAACAUCACAGAGUAAAGACUUUAAACUCGAGGUUGAAAAACUCAAUAAAAGGAUUAUGGCUCUGGAAAAAUUAGAAGAUGCUUUCAACAAAAGCAAACAAGAAUGUUACUCUCUGAAAUGUAAUUUAGAAAAAGAAAGAAUGAUCACAAAGCAGUUGUCUCAGGAACUGGAGAGUUUAAAGAUAAGGAUCAAAGAGCUAGAAGCCAUUGAAAGUCGGCUGGAAAAGACAGAAUUCACCUUAAAAGAGGAUUUAACUAAAUUGAAAACAUUAACGGUGAUGCUGGUAGAUGAACGGAAAACAAUGAGUGAAAAAUUAAAGCAAACUGAAGAUAAGUUACAAGUUGCUGCUUCUCAGCUUCAAGUAGAGCAAAAUAAAGUGACAACGGUUACUGAGAAGUUAAUUGAGGAAACUAAAAGGGCACUGAAGUCCAAAACGGAUGUGGAAGAAAAAAUGUACAGUGUAACGAAAGAGAGAGAUGAUCUAAAAAACAAACUGAAAGCAGAAGAAGAGAAAGGAAAUGAUCUCCUGUCCAAAGUUAACUUGUUGAAAAACAGGCUUCAAUCAUUGGAAGCAAUUGAGAAAGAUUUCCUAAAAAACAAAUUAAAUCAAGAUUCUGGUAAGUCCACAACAGCGUUACACCAAGAGAACAAUAAGAUUAAAGAGCUCUCUCAAGAAGUGGAAAGACUGAAACUGAAGUUAAAGGAUAUGAAAGCCAUUGAGGAUGACCUCAUGAAAACUGAAGAUGAGUAUGAGACUCUAGAACGAAGGUAUGCUAAUGAACGAGACAAAGCUCAAUUUUUACUUGAAGAGCUGGAACAUGUUAAAAUGGAACUUGCCAAGUACAAAUUAGCAGAAAAGACAGAGUCCAGCCAUGAACAAUGGCUUUUCAAAAGGCUUCAGGAAGAAGAAGCUAAAUCAGGUCACCUCUCAAGAGAAGUGGAUGCACUGAAAGAGAAAAUUCAUGAAUACAUGGCAACUGAGGACCUGAUAUGUCACCUCCAGGGAGAUCAUUCAGUUCUGCAAAAGAAACUCAAUCAACAAGAAAACAGGAACAGAGAUUUAGGAAGAGAGAUUGAAAACCUCACUAAAGAGUUAGAGCGGUAUCGUCAUUUCAGUAAGAGCCUCCGGCCCAGUCUCAAUGGAAGAAGAAUCUCUGACCCUCAAGUAUUUUCUAAAGAAGUUCAAACAGAAGCAGUAGACAAUGAGCCACCUGAUUACAAGAGUCUCAUUCCUCUGGAACGCGCAGUCAUCAAUGGUCAGUUAUAUGAAGAGAGUGAAGACCAGGAUGAGGACCCUAAUGAUGAGGAGUCCGUGCUGUCCUUCAAAUGCAACUCAUCUACUCCCUGUCCUGUUAACAGGAAGCUAUGGAUUCCUUGGAUGAAGUCCAAGGAGGGCCAUCCUCAGAAUGGAAAAAUACAAACUAAAACCAAUGGCAACUUCGUGCAACCUGGAGAUCUAGUCCUAAGCCAUACACCUGGGCAGCCACUUCAUAUAAAAGUUACUCCAGACCACGUCCAAAACACAGCCACUCUUGAAAUCACAAGUCCGACCACAGAGAGUCCUCACUCCUACACAAGCACUGCAGUGAUACCAAACUGUGGCACCCCAAAGCAAAGGAUAACUAUUCUCCAAAAUGCCUCCAUAACGCCAGUGAAAUCAAAAACCUCUGCUGAAGGCCUUAUGAAUUUAGAGCAAGGCAUGUCCCCAAUUACCAUGGCAACUUUUGCCAGGGCGCAGACCCCAGAGUCUUGUGGUUCCAUAACUCCAGAAAGGACAAUGUCACCUAUUCAGGUUUUGGCUGUUACUGGUUCAGCUAGCUCCCCUGAGCAGGGACGUUCUCCAGAGCCAAUAGAAAUCAGUGCCAAGCAUGCGAUUUUCAGAGUCUCCCCUGACCGGCAGUCAUCAUGGCAGUUUCAACGUUCAAACAGUAACAGUUCAAGUGUGAUAACUACUGAGGAUAAUAAAAUCCACAUUCACUUAGGAAGUCCUUACAUGCAAGCUGUAGCUAGCCCCGUGAGACCUGCCAGCCCUUCAACACCACUGCAGGAUAACCGAACUCAAGGCUUAACAAAUGGGGCACUAAACAAAACAACCAAUAAAGUCACCAGCAGUAUCACUAUCACACCAACAGCCACACCUCUUCCUCGACAAUCACAAAUUACAAUCAAGGAGGUAUGCAAGCAGAGAAUCCCAACAAGGAUCCCUAAACCAAAAUCUACUGGCAUCACUAAGCUUUCCCCUAAAGCUCCCCCAGGGGCUAUGGAUAAGACUGGCUGUGGGAAGCUACACAUUAUAAGAACUGUCACCUCUAAUACUUUCCUCCACAUGGGAGGGAAAAGGUAAGUCAUGUAAAUGCACUGCCUGGAUACAUUCACCUACAGAAAUAUCUGGAAAGCUGGAGUUACUAGAAUGGAAGGACAAAGAUGAAGGGCCAUCUCUCCAGGAAAUGGUGAAGCAGCAAACUAGACAGAUGGUUCAUUCACAGGUUGCUGGAUCUGGUGAAUAACAUCCUGAAAGAACAGCACAUCUGCAAUUAUUUUACCUAUAUGUGUAUAUGCAUAUACACACAAUCACAGGCCCACACAAAAACACAAAUCCUCCCAACUCCUCAUCCUACUUGUAAUCCAAACCGAAGUUGGACUAGCUAUCAUUAGCCUGGAAUAGGACUGAAUUCAUUAGAACAGUUCGAAAGUUUUCCGGUGAGCCCAAAAGUAAUUCUUCAUGUCACGGAACUCUGCUAAGAAGCUGUGGUAUCAAGAAUUCCUAAUCUGCUUCAAGAAAGAUUAUUUCCAUCAAAAUGGCAGGACAAUUAAAAUCAUACUUUAAGUUCUAAAAAUAUGACUUCUUUAUGACCAGGAGUACUUCUUAGUCACAAGGAGGAAAGGAACAAAAAAAUGAGUAACAGCUAAACACAUCCUUUGUAUGGCCUACUUGAUAAUCGCUGGUGUAGCGUGCAUACUUGGCUGCUGGCACUUAGUCCUCUGUCCCACUUUCCCUAGCAAGUUGCCCCUCCUAUAUAUACCAGGCCAUGGAAUCUCAUUGCUAGGCUUGUAAAGCAAACCAUUUUAGAUAGUAUCACUGCUUUCUAUAGUAAUCAGGACAUCUGAGAGUCAAAGGUCACUAACACUGAGAUCUUUUAGGAAGAUAUGAAUUACUCUCUUGGAUAUUUAAAAAAAAAGACAAUUUAUCAUCUCAAAGAACAUUCUUUAAUCACAUCUGAAUCAACACUAUAGAGAAAUCAGUUGAUUCAAAAGAAGUUUGGGAUCAGGAGACUCAAAUUCCAAUUCUAGUUUUUCACUCAUUUGACACUGAGCUUGGCAUUCAUUAGUCUAGGCCUUGAAUUUCUAGUAUAUAAAACAGAAAAGCUGAAUAAUUCUUCAGGUCCCCUCCAGUUCUCAUCAUCCAUGAGUAUGUUCAAUUACGAAACCAAAUUCAACCUGUCAUCUACAAGGCACGGCUCAGGUCCCUGGCAGUAAACUAAAGUAGUUCUUUUCUUCACACUAAAAACUCACUGAAUCAAGAGAAAGGUGUGUCUGUAAUUUAGUACGGACACAAUGAUAUUUUAAGACAAAUAAGGCAUUUUUGACAUGGGAGACAGUUAUACCUCACAAAGCUUCAGUCAGAAAAAAUACAUUCUACAAAAAGCCUGACCAAAAAAAAAAAAAGAGCAUGACCCAAGGUUUUCUGUGAUUCUGCACCAAGAACUGGAUGCAUAAUCCUGGAAGAACUCCUCCUGGUUAAGGACAGUGCUUUAGCUGGCUAUCCUGGGAUGGAGUCAGCAGAGCAGGAGCAAAGGGAACUGCCAUUCUCCACAUUCAUCCAGCCAAGCCCGCUUCAAUGCACUAAUGUCACUAUACAAAUGUCCCUGGGGCCCACUUCAAUUUCAAGGAGGAGGAGAAGGAGCUGGAAGCCCAGGUAGCGCUGAGCUAUGCAAGCCAAAGAGAGGGAUGAUGUGUAGCAGUCAGCCAGCUAGUGGCAUAGCGGGAAGGUGGGGAGGUUGGCUAAAUUAAAAACACAAAAUGGAAAAGUCCAAGUUAAAGGAAAGCAGUAAGAGAAUAAUGGAAGGAGUGGACUACAAAAGAAGAUGAUGACCCUCUGACAUGAAAAUAAUAUAAGAGAGACAGUUCAGAAGGAAGUUCAGGGCAGUAAAAGGUGGAUGGUGCAGUGGGAAAAUGUGUAGGGGGCUUAGGGCUGUGCCUCACAUUAGCAGGUGAUACUCAGCAAACAGAGAAUGAGUGAAUGAGGGUGAGAAGGGCCAUUCAGUCAAGAUGUAAGUGAGAAAAUGAGCUAAGAGAUGGCAAUGGUAUAUGAUACGGUCAGGAAAAGCAGUUAAGUUCAAGAGCAAGAUAAAAGAGACAAGACAUUGUAUAAAGAACUAAAAUAAAGGACAGGAAAAUAGUGACAUUUCUAUGGCAAGCAGCAGAAACCCAUCUUUAAAUGGUAAUACAACUCUAAUCCCAUUAAGACCAAAGUCUUUAAGAUAACAAAAUCUAUUCUAACAAAAACCAUACUUAUUUUAAAGCAAUAUGUAAUGCAAUAAAAAUGCAUAAACAACUUAGAAUUGGGAUAAGUUCAACAAAAUUGUGUUUGACCCAUAACAAAACCAAAAUAUAAAGAAUUCUGCCUCCUGAGCAUAAUCCUGUUUCUGGAGAAAUAUGGUCCCUCCAAAGAUAAAAAUAAAAGAAACUAACCUAAUAAUUCUACAGUGAUUUUAUUAAGUUAAAUUUUUAAAAGGAAGCAGAUAAAAAUCCAAGUGAACAAAAACACAUUCAAACACAAAAAUUUUAAUAACCUGGUACUUGUAUGCUGGAAUCUUUCCUUAGCCCUUCAUUUAUUUAGCUCCAAUGAUUUCUGAACUAAUCUCUUUGUAACUUUCUAGAAUAAAGUAUCUGAUUUUAACAGGAAAGUGACUGAUCUAAUAUAUAACUGAUAAUUAUGAACUGAGUAAUGGAGUAACUCUUGUAAUGGAAUAAUUCUCUCUGGGACAUGUUCCAAAUUCCUGCUUUUGAGGACAUGUGAUAUAACACUUGGGGUCUGACACUGAGUCUGGGUCAGAGGUCUAUAAACUACAGCCCACAGGCCAAAUUCAGCCCACUGUCUUUGUGUAUGGUCCUGCAAGUAAAGAACAGUUUUUAAAUUAAAAAAACUUAAAAAAAAAAUAUUUUGUGAGAUGCGAAAAUCACAUGAAAUUCAAAUUUCAUUGCCUAUAGAUAAGGUUCUAUUGGAACAGAGCCACACUCAUUUGUUUACAUAUUUACUAUCUGAUCUUUUUUAUGCUACAAUAGCAGAGUUGAGUAGCUAAGACAUUGACUGGCCAACAAAGCCUAAAAUAUUUACUAACUGGACUUUUACAAAAAAAGUCUCCUGACCUCUGUCUAGUGUGAACUAGACUAACAAGGUACUCAAGAGCUUAAGAAGAGCUUAAUCAACCUAAUUUUUAAAAGCAAUGCUAGCAGUUUAAGAAUGCAAUUAAGAAUUCAAUGAAAGCUGAUUGAAAAUGGGGAAACUAUAUUUCAAGCUGUUUGUGAUAUAUCCAGUAAAAUGUAUACUAUGAAUGCACUGAAGUGUUCAACUAAAAACAUCAGAUAAGAACGGGUCAAAGGAUCUGUGCCACAAAAUAAGGUAAUGUGUUACUGAUGAAUCUGAGCAGGGAAAUGGAACUAUUUCUAGGCCUUCCAAAUUCCUGGUAUUUUUUAAGAUAGCAGAACUACUGUAAAUGUUAUUUAGAGAAAGAUGUGUAAAUCUGUGCCUUUAAACAUUCAUAAUUCUUGUCAAGAACCACUUGUUUACUCAUUUGCAAGAAUCAUAGAAAUUGUAUACAGUAAAAUAAAACUUGGUCUAUUUGUUACAUAGUCCUCAAGUACAGAACAAAAAUGCUGUUCCUCUCCCUCUCCUCUUUCCUUCCUCUCACCUUUUAAAUUUCAUCCUACCCGUUUUUUUGCCCUUAAACAUCUGUCUUAAAAUAAUAUCACUUGCAUUUUGACUGAACCAUAUCAAUGUAUAAAUACCAUAAGUAGACUGUUUUUUCCCUCUAACUUCAUAACACUGUCUAAAAGAGAGCCAAGCAUGA